Messenger RNA from Rhinichthys klamathensis goyatoka, 1682 nucleotides. RefSeq names its product WD repeat domain 18 (gene wdr18). The transcript has 10 exons. Gene Ontology annotation, cellular component: nuclear pre-replicative complex. Lineage: Eukaryota; Metazoa; Chordata; Actinopteri; Cypriniformes; Leuciscidae. The record is from RefSeq and is a predicted model, not a curated record. Gene Ontology annotation, biological process: rRNA processing; DNA-templated DNA replication. Gene Ontology annotation, molecular function: protein binding. The coding region runs from base 52 to 1347 and encodes 431 amino acids.
AGACCCGUCCCUCGUCGCCUUGCAAAAUAAUCGCGCUUUGUCUAAUCCAACAUGUCUGCGCCCGCAGAGAUAGUUCUAUCCGCAGAUUCAGCGGGUCAGCUGUUUAACUGUGCAGUUUUCGACCCUAAUUCCGGGGCAGAGUUCUUGACCUAUCGCGGAGGUAACACCUCCUCCAGGUCUUUAACAGUCUUGAACGGAGAAUACAUAUUAGGAGCUCAACUCUGCAAGAACUUCAUAAACGUGUGGGAGAUCCAGAGAAAGGACCAGCUUCAGCAGAAGAUUGUGUGUCCUGGGAUUGUUACGUGUCUCUGUGCAUCUCCUAAUGGCCUCUAUGUACUGGCAGGCAUUGCUGAAGCUAUAUACCUGUGGGAGGUGUCAACAGGAAAUUUGCUGGCUAUUUUGAGUCGACACUAUCAGGACCUGAGCUGCAUCCAUUUCACUGAUGACAGCAGUCAUUUUGUUUCAGGAGGAAAAGACAAUCUUGCUCUCAUAUGGAAUCUCUCCAGUGUUGUUCAGCUGGAUUCGUCCCGCACACCAGAACCUCGUCACAUUCUUUCCCGCCACUCCCUCCCCAUCACCGACAUCCACUGUGGCCUGAUGGGACCACAAGCCCGUGUUGCCACUGCAUCCCUGGACCAAACCGUUAAGGUUUGGGAAAUUUCCUCUGGGGAGAUGCUCCUGUCCGUUCUCUUCGACGUUGGCAUCAUGUCAGUGACCUUUGACCCCUGCGAGUAUUUCCUAUUCUGUGGAGGCAGUGACGGCAAUAUUUUUCAGGUGUCUCUAUGCAGCACGAGUUUAAGCCGGGACAAAACCUUCCAGUCGGACAGCGACGGCAAUCAGGUGUUCAAAGGACACGGAAAUCUGGUGACAUGUCUGUCUGUGUCAAUGGACGGCACACUCCUGCUGUCCGGCUCCAAUGACGAGACUGUCAGGAUGUGGGACGUUCAGAGCAAGCAGUGCAUAUGGUCCAUCAACCACAAGGGUCCUGUGACCAAUGCUGCUAUCAUACCAGCACCUGCCAACAUGUUCCUUUCUGACAGUCGUCCAGCCGUCCCACUGCCACGGUUCAGUCGCCACCUGAACCCGUCCGAGCAGGGUGACGGCACGGGCACCGGAGGCAUGUGUCUGAGACUGGGAGCCAACACACAGGAGCCGGAGGGGACGUAUUUGGAGAAAGCAGACGAGCUCUACUCUCUGAUGUGUGCCGUCACAGACAAGAGCAUGUUUGGUGAUGGGGAGAACACUAAGGUACGAGUGUCUGAACUAGAGGAGGAGAUGAGGACCCUGAAGAAGAUCAAUAAAGAUCUGUAUGAGUUCUCCUCUCAGCUCCUGACCAAACCCAACUAGAAGAGCGUUCAGCUGCAGAGGUCCUCCAACAGAACAACCGUGCCAGUUUGAGAACAACAGGAUGGGGAAAUGCAUUUAAAAAUUUGUAACUCUUUGCAAUGGACUGAAAAAUGCCAACUGUUCUUUCCUGCCCUAUUUUUAUGUUCUAAGGGCAAAAUUUGUUUUCCGCAUCAAUCUCAACACAAGCUCACGGACCGGACUUAUAUUUGUAGUGUGUUUGUUUGAUGACAUUUACCUUUUCUGAAUUAUUGUAGGCCUAUAAAAGAGUCUGAACUUGAAAUAUUUGCUGUUUAUGUUAUAAAAGAUUUUGACCUGUACACUUUAUUAAAAAAAGU